AUGGCGGACCAACAUGAUGUUGAUCUAGACUCCAUCAUCGACCGCCUCCUCGAGGUUCGCGGAAGCCGGCCCGGCAAGCAAGUCCAGCUGCUCGAGACGGAGAUUCGAUUCCUCUGUACCAAGGCCCGAGAGAUCUUCAUCAGCCAGCCCAUCUUGUUAGAGCUGGAGGCUCCUAUUAAGAUCUGCGGCGACAUUCAUGGUCAAUACUAUGAUCUCCUGCGACUCUUCGAAUACGGUGGCUUUCCCCCGGAAGCCAACUACCUCUUCCUUGGUGAUUACGUCGAUCGUGGUAAGCAGUCUCUGGAGACCAUCUGCCUGCUGUUGGCGUACAAGAUCAAGUACCCCGAGAACUUCUUCAUUCUGCGCGGAAACCAUGAAUGCGCCUCGAUCAAUCGCAUCUACGGCUUCUACGACGAAUGCAAGCGCAGGUACAACAUCAAGCUAUGGAAGACUUUUACCGACUGCUUCAACUGCCUGCCUAUCGCUGCCAUCAUUGACGAGAAGAUCUUCACCAUGCACGGUGGCCUCAGCCCCGACUUGAACUCCAUGGAGCAAAUCCGCCGCGUCAUGCGUCCAACUGAUAUCCCCGACUGCGGUCUGCUUUGCGACCUGCUGUGGUCCGAUCCCGACAAGGAUAUCACGGGAUGGAGCGAGAACGAUCGUGGUGUCAGUUUCACGUUCGGUCCCGAUGUCGUAUCGCGAUUCCUGCAAAAACACGACAUGGAUCUGAUCUGCCGUGCUCAUCAAGUAGUCGAGGACGGCUACGAGUUCUUCUCGAAGCGCCAGCUGGUUACCCUCUUUAGUGCACCCAACUACUGUGGAGAGUUCGAUAACGCGGGAGCCAUGAUGAGCGUCGACGAGAGUUUGCUAUGUUCCUUUCAGAUUCUCAAGCCAGCGGAGAAGAAACAAAAGUACGUCCGUGGCGGCCUCGGAGGCAGCGGUUUCGCAACCCCCAGAAAGCAAUCCAAGUCUUGA
This is a messenger RNA of Pseudomassariella vexata, 975 nucleotides long. Its product is annotated as Metallo-dependent phosphatase-like protein. The record is from RefSeq and is a predicted model, not a curated record. Gene Ontology annotation, cellular component: nucleus; cytoplasm. The transcript has 4 exons. NCBI's taxonomy places the organism in Eukaryota, Fungi, Ascomycota, Sordariomycetes, Amphisphaeriales, Pseudomassariaceae. Bases 1 to 975 code for a protein of 324 amino acids. Gene Ontology annotation, molecular function: protein serine/threonine phosphatase activity.